AUGGAUGCCGAAGAGGAGCCAGAGGUUGGAGAAGACGAAGAAAGAAGAAGAAUGGUCGAUGGAGUCAUAGCCAGCGGUAUGUCAGGAUGCGCUGAAAGUAAAUUUAUGUUUAAAAAUAUUUUUCUUUUCGUCAACUUACGCGCUCAAACCAACACAUGA
Molecule: messenger RNA, 159 nt
Organism: Caenorhabditis elegans
Lineage: Eukaryota; Metazoa; Nematoda; Chromadorea; Rhabditida; Rhabditidae
Gene: F39E9.14
Exons: 1
Coding region: 1-159 (52 amino acids)
Source: RefSeq, marked reviewed